AUGGCGACGCAAGUGAUUUCCAACUCUGGUCACGAUGACAUGAUACACGAUGCUGUCCUCGAUUACUACGGCCGUCGCCUCGCCACCUGCUCCUCCGACCGUACAAUCAAGAUAUUCGAGAUCGAGGGUGAGACCCAGCGGCUGACGGAGACGCUCAAAGGACACGAGGGCGCAGUCUGGUGUGUCUCCUGGGCGCACCCCAAGUACGGCAAUAUCCUGGCAUCAGCCGGAUACGACGGCAAGGUCUUCAUUUGGCGCGAGCAGCAGGGCGCCUGGCAGCGCAUCUUCGAUUUCGCCCUGCACAAGGCCUCGGUCAACAUCGUCUCCUGGUCCCCCCAUGAGUCCGGCUGCCUGCUGGCCUGUGCGUCAUCCGACGGCAACGUCUCUGUCGUCGAGUUCAAGGACAACAACUUUGAUCACACCAGCUUCCCUGCCCACGGUCUCGGCGUCAACUCGGUGUCCUGGGCGCCUGCCACCACCCCGGGCUCUAUAGUCUCGAGCGCCCCCGGCCCCGGCGCGACUGGAAACAGGCGGUUCGUGACCGGAGGGUGUGACAACCUGGUCAAGAUCUGGGUCUAUGACCCGGCAACCAAUGGUUACAAGGCAGAGCGGGAGCCCCUGACGGGCCACACCGACUGGGUGCGCGAUGUCGCCUGGAGCCCGACGGUGCUACAAAAGAGCUACAUUGCGAGCGCGUCCCAGGACAAGACGGUGCGCAUCUGGACGUCUGACCCGUCUAACCCUGGCCAGUGGAACUCCAAGGUGCUCAAUUUUGAUGCCUCUGUGUGGCGCGUGAGCUGGUCCCUGAGCGGCAACGUUCUUGCUGUGAGCGGUGCCGACAACAAGGUCACACUAUGGAAGGAGAAUUUGAGGGGCGAGUGGGAUGUCGUCAAGACACUGGAGGAGUAA
This is a messenger RNA of Cryphonectria parasitica EP155, 909 nucleotides long. RefSeq lists its product as uncharacterized. Gene Ontology annotation, molecular function: protein binding; structural molecule activity. Lineage: Eukaryota; Fungi; Ascomycota; Sordariomycetes; Diaporthales; Cryphonectriaceae. The transcript is spliced from 4 exons. Gene Ontology annotation, biological process: protein import into nucleus; positive regulation of TOR signaling; COPII-coated vesicle budding. Gene Ontology annotation, cellular component: nuclear pore outer ring; COPII vesicle coat. The record is from RefSeq and is a predicted model, not a curated record. Bases 1 to 909 code for a protein of 302 amino acids.